Molecule: messenger RNA, 726 nt
Organism: Parnassius apollo (apollo)
Lineage: Eukaryota; Metazoa; Arthropoda; Insecta; Lepidoptera; Papilionidae
Source: the annotation of a GenBank genome assembly
AUGUAUUUGGAAGAAGAAACUCUUCGACUAUCAAGAGACACGAGGAUGCUAUGUCACAUCAUAUCACAAAUCAAGACCCUGUUUUGGAUGUCUUCCAGCUCAGCACCUACCACAUUGGCCAGGCAGUUACUGGACAAGGACAACUUAGUAGCAGAUGCUGACGGACCCGUGCUCAUGGUGUGGGGAUGCAACAUGGUGGACAAGUGGGAGUUUAUCCCCUCUCCAUUAUGUCAUCAACACCCCAAAGUGAGGUUUUGGAUCUCAGAGGACACAUCCCGAAACCACACAGGAUACUACGACCCCGCAACUGAGGAAAUCCUUAGCCAGAGCCCGGUUGUACCCUGCAGGCCAAGAUAUGUAGGAUAUCGAGGAGGGGUAGCUUCUGUUCAAAACGGGAGCGUGACCAUGUUAAACACCUCUCUUCCUCACCUGAGUAUCUCGCCUCUCCGCUCCAAUUAUACGUUCAACCCUCCAUCUUGGGAGAGAGACACUACAGCGGCAUCAAAUCACGCUCCUCUGCCCGUGACUUAUGAGGAUGUAGGAGGAUAUGUCGAAUCAUUGGGCUACAUGAUACACCACAUCCACAAGAAGGAUAUCACCUAUCUAAUAAUCAUUGUGACCAUCAGUGGCGUGUGGAUCCUCUUUCUGUCUCCUCUAUACCGGAUGCGGAGGGAUCUGAGAGAAGCCCAGCGGAAGAUUGACACUCUUCUAUACCUCAUGAAAUGA